Molecule: messenger RNA, 1134 nt
Organism: Salvia miltiorrhiza (redroot sage)
Lineage: Eukaryota; Viridiplantae; Streptophyta; Magnoliopsida; Lamiales; Lamiaceae
Product: bidirectional sugar transporter SWEET7-like
Exons: 6
Coding region: 133-813 (226 amino acids)
Biological process (GO): carbohydrate transport
Cellular component (GO): membrane
Molecular function (GO): sugar transmembrane transporter activity
Source: RefSeq, a predicted model, not a curated record
UUUUCCAAAUAUGGAUUAUGAUCUAUGCAUAAAUUCUUUGGCUGGGUAAACGGCCAACACAUCUUUCAUUUUGAUAUCUAAAACUCCCUUUUCUCCCUUUCAACCAAAAAUUUCAAUUCCUUCACUUGAAAAAUGCAUGGAGUUGGUCUCAUUCGUUUCAUUGUGGGCAUCAUAGGCAAUAUCCUUUCUAGCUUACAGUUCAUCGCACCAAUGCCAUUAUUUUGGAGAAUAUGCAAGAAGAAGGACACAGAGGAAUUCCACCCCUACCCAUAUAUUGCAGCCACGAUGAACUGCAUGCUUUGGAUUUUGUACGGUUUACCUAUCGUUCAUCCCGACAGCAUCAUACUUAUCAUAAUAAUGCCAUUUGGCAUAGCCUUGGAGUUCAUUUACCUCUUUAUUUUCUUCAUCUACACCUCCAAGCCAAAGUACAGGUGGAUUAUAAUGAUUUACGUUGUGUGUGAGCUUGUUCUUUUGGGAGUGAUCAUUGUCAUCACUAUUCUUUGCUUCCGUACACAUGAAAAGAGGUCCAUGUUCGUGGGCAUCCUCUGCGAUAUUUUUGGGAUUAUUAUGGCUGCUUCUCCUCUCUCCAAAUUGUAUGAUGUUUAUAAGGAAAAGAGUGUGGAGUUCAUGCCGUUUUGGCUUUGCGUUGCUGGUUUUACAAAAGGGAUUACUUGGACCAUUUAUGCCUUUCUCGAUAUUUUUGAUCCUUAUAUUGCUGUUGGAAAUGGGAUUACAGCACUGCUUGGUCUCGUUCAACUCCUUGUGUUUGCUUAUUACACUAUCAAAGCUAAGACUCUAAGAGUAAUGCUUUAAAUGGUGAUGUAUGGAUUCUUCAAAAAAUAGCACAUUGCAGUAUCGAAUACGCGCAGGGGAUGGGUGCGAGUGCUAUUCGCGUGGAAUUUGCACGAGUUUCGCCACGUGGCGAAUCCUCCAAAAAAAAAAAGGAAUUCGCGAAUCGGGUGCGUUACUUUAGGGUGCAUUUUGGGCUCUUUUGCAAUUUUUUCAAUUAUUUUUGGGCUCUUUUGCAAUUUUUGACUUAUAUUUACAUGUAAUUUAUUGAAAUUUUUACUUUGAUUGUAAUUUUUGAAACUUUUAUAUUUACAUGAAAUUUAUUGAAAUUUUUACUUUGACUUA